AUGGAGAAAUUCGGGUUGAGUGGCAAGUUGCCAUCUUUUGGAAAGGCCACGCAUUCUACAGGGGUACCUGAUAUGUCUAAUGUUAAUAUGAGUACUAGACAAUUGCGUGUCGCUAACUGUCCAAACAACAGUUAUGCAUUGGCUAAUGUGGCAGCUGUCUCACCAAGCGAUUUACCAGAGAAUAUUUACGUUAUUAUAGACAACUUAUUCGUGUUUACCACAAGACACUCUAACGAAACUCAACCUGGUACCAUUGGAUUUAAUGGUAACCAACGUACUUGGGGAGGUUGGUCAUUGAAUCAAGAUGUACAGGUGAAACCGUACGAUUUAUUCCAACAUUCGGGCAAGCAUGCGUAUCUAGGAUCUGUGGAUCUGGAAAUCAGUUUCAGGUCUAGAGGAAAAGCCGUGGAGACUCCUUUUGAUCAAGAUGAACUUGCUAAGCAAUUUUUAAAGAGUUUUGAAUCCCAAAUAUUCUCACCAACGCAGUACUUGAUAUUCGAGUUUAAGGGACAUAUCUUCGAUCUAAGAGUAAGAUCAACGCAAACUAUUGAUUUGGGAGAUGUAGAAAUUGUAGCUCCGGUUUCUACCUCAAUUGAAGCUAAGGCAAUCUUAAUCAAACAAACUCAGAUAAACUUUUUCAAAGGAAGAGAUGGAUUGGUUAAUUUGAAAUCGUCCAACUCGCUGAGACCAAGAUCGGAUGCCGUUAUUAGACCUGAUUUCAAAUUUGAAGACUUAGGCGUUGGUGGUUUAGACCGCGAAUUUACCAAGAUUUUUAGAAGGGCAUUCGCUAGCAGAAUUUUCCCUCCAGCUGUUAUUGAAAAGUUAGGCAUCUCCCAUGUCAAGGGUCUUCUAUUGUUUGGACCCCCAGGUACAGGUAAAACGUUGAUUGCCCGUAAAAUUGGUACUAUGUUAAACGCAAAGGAACCCAAGAUCGUGAACGGUCCUGAAAUCUUGAGUAAGUACGUUGGAUCUUCAGAGGAGAACAUCCGGAACCUAUUCAAAGACGCGGAAGCUGAAUACAAGGCAAAGGGAGAAGAGUCCUCGUUACAUAUAAUCAUUUUCGAUGAGUUGGAUUCUGUUUUCAAACAAAGAGGCUCAAGAGGUGAUGGAACUGGCGUCGGUGAUAAUGUUGUCAACCAAUUACUUGCCAAGAUGGAUGGUGUCGAUCAAUUGAACAAUAUCUUAGUUAUUGGUAUGACCAAUCGUAAAGAUUUGAUUGAUAACGCUUUACUACGUCCUGGUAGAUUCGAAGUACAAGUUGAAAUUCAAUUACCGGACGAAGAAGGUAGAGAACAAAUCUUCGAAAUCCAAACCAAGAAAAUGAGAGAAAACAACAUGCUCGCACAUGAUGUUAGCUUGAAAGAACUUGCAUCACUCACGAAGAAUUUCUCCGGUGCUGAAAUUGAGGGUUUGGUGAAGAGUGCUAGUUCUUUUGCAAUCAACAAGACUGUAAAUAUCGGAAAAGGGGCAACCAAACUAAAAACCAAAGACAUUGCAAACAUGAAGGUGACUAGACAAGAUUUCUUGAAUGCGUUAGAUGAAGUGACUCCUGCGUUUGGUGUUAGUGAAGAAGAUUUGAAGACUUGCGUAGAAGGUGGAGUCUUUAGGUUCUCCAACUCCGUAGACGACAUUUUGAAAAACGGUGCUAGAUACGUCCGUCAAGUGAGAGAGUCAGACAAAUCAAGACUAGUAUCCUUACUAGUGCAUGGUCCUCCAGGUUCAGGAAAAACUGCCUUAGCUGCCGCCAUUGCAUUGAAGUCUGAGUUCCCAUUUGUUAGAUUAAUUUCCCCUGAAGAAAUAGCAGGUAUGUCGGAAACGGCCAAGAUCGCAUACAUCGACAAUACCUUCAGAGAUGCUUACAAAUCGCCACUUAACAUUCUAGUUAUCGAUUCGAUAGAGACUCUAGUUGACUGGGUUCCAAUUGGUCCAAGGUUCUCUAAUAAUAUCCUACAAGUACUCAAGGUCUAUUUGAAAAGAAAACCUCCAAAUAAUCGUCGUUUGCUUAUCAUCUCUACUACGUCCGCUUACACGGUGCUUAAGCAAAUGGAUAUACUAAGUUGUUUCGACAACGAAAUUGCUGUCCCAAACGUAUCAAACCUAGAUGAACUGAAUAACAUUAUGACAGAUUCCGGAUUUCUUGACGAUGCUGGUAGAGUCGAAGUUAUCCGCAAAUUAUCCCAAGUUACAUCUACUCUCAACGUCGGCGUGAAAAAAGUACUCACAAACAUUGAAACAGCAAGACACGAUGAGGAUCCCGUCAAUGAACUUGUUGAUCUAAUGGUGCAAUCAUCUUGA
Molecule: messenger RNA, 2295 nt
Organism: Kluyveromyces lactis
Lineage: Eukaryota; Fungi; Ascomycota; Saccharomycetes; Saccharomycetales; Saccharomycetaceae
Gene: SEC18
Product: AAA family ATPase SEC18
Exons: 1
Coding region: 1-2295 (764 amino acids)
Biological process (GO): intra-Golgi vesicle-mediated transport; SNARE complex disassembly; Golgi to plasma membrane protein transport
Cellular component (GO): Golgi stack
Molecular function (GO): ATP hydrolysis activity; ATP binding
Source: RefSeq, a predicted model, not a curated record